This is a messenger RNA of Agrilus planipennis (emerald ash borer), 6530 nucleotides long. RefSeq names its product fatty acid synthase-like. The record is from RefSeq and is a predicted model, not a curated record. NCBI's taxonomy places the organism in Eukaryota, Metazoa, Arthropoda, Insecta, Coleoptera, Buprestidae. Gene Ontology annotation, molecular function: oxidoreductase activity; fatty acid synthase activity. The transcript has 29 exons. Gene Ontology annotation, biological process: fatty acid biosynthetic process. Bases 70 to 6501 code for a protein of 2143 amino acids.
AAAUAGAAUUUCCAUUAUGAGCGUAAUUUCUUCAGUCAGUGUUGCGGUAUCAACUUGAAUUAUAUUAAAAUGAAGAACGGUGAAGAAGUUGUUAUUUCUGGAAUCGGGGGUUACUUUCCUAAAUCCAUUAAUGUGGAACAUUUUCAAAAGUUGCUUUUGGAAAAUGCCGAUUUUUUGGAUUCCCGAUGGAAAGAAGGCGAAAGAGGUGUAACAAACGUAAUUGGAAGAGUUCCUGGAAUUCAGUUCUUCGAUACCGCUUAUUUUGGGAUUCACAGACAACAAUGCAUCCAUAUGGACCCUAUGCAACGCAUUAUGCUAGAAAGAACUUUUGAAGCACUCGUAGAUGCAGGGGUAAACCCGGUGGAAAUAAGAGGAAAAAAGGUAGGUGUCUUUGUUGGGUCAUCUGUAGGAGAGAAUGAUAAUAUCUUUUACGAAUCCGUUGUAAGUGGAUUUGGUGUUACUGGCCACUCACGAUCUAUGAUGCCGAACAGGAUUUCGUACUGGUUAAAUUUGAAAGGUCCUAGCUGCGAUUACGAUAGCAACUGGUUGAAUGGUCUGGAAGUCAUAAGAAUGGCUUAUGAAUCGAUUAGAGAAGGACAUUGUGAUUCUGCUAUUAUUGGUACGGCCAAUUUGGUCGUAAAUUCAGAAAUAAGUUGGACAUACAACGAUGCCAAGCUGCUUUCUCCAGAUGGCAUUACACGAUCCUUCGACGCCGACGCUAAUGGAUAUGGGCGAAGUGAUGGUAUUGUGGUAUUGUAUCUACAAAGAGCAACGAAAGCUAAACGUAUUUAUGGUACCAUUACUAAUGCUAAGACUUGCUUCAAUGGAAACCGUGAGGGUCCACUGGUAGCUAUUGAUCAGCCCAGCAUGGUCAAGUUUAUGAAAGAUUUCUAUGCUGAAACUGGCGUUGACCCAACAGAAGUACAUUAUGUCGAAGCGUAUGGUUGCGGCAUCAAGCACGUGGAUGAAACCGAAUUAAACGCAAUAGAAGAAGUUUAUUGCAAAAAGCGUUCUGGUCCUCUCCUCAUUGGAUCUAUCAAAUCCAAUAUUGGACAUGCUGAAGCAUCAGCGUCUCUUGUAGCAGUAGUAAAAGUUUUAAUAUCAAUGAAUUUCGGGACGAUUCCUGCUAAUAAGCACUACAAAAAUCCCAAUCCUAAAAUAAAAGGUCUUCUUAAUGGCACCCUAAAAGUUGUCGAUCAAAAUACUCCAUGGAGCGGUGACUACGCAGCUGUUAACGCUAUCGGACUGGCCUCCUCGUAUGGUCAUUUGUUGAUAAAAGCAAACAAAAAGACUAAGAAAGAAGGUCCUGCAGACGAUCUUACCCGUUUAUUCAUAGCUUCUACCAGAACUGAGGAUGGAAUACAGAAAAUCUUAAGCACAGUACAACAGCAUAAAAAUGACGCCGAAUAUGCGAACUUAAUACAGGAAAUUUUUGCAACCCCAAUUCCAGGCCAUUUGUAUCGGGGUUACGUUCUAGCAGGGAACGAGGUCAAACAAGAAUUUGAACAUUACCCCGGCAAAAAGCGUCCUGUUUGGUUUGUUUAUUCAGGAAUGGGUUCUCAGUGGCCAACCAUGGCCUCUGAUCUCAUGCGGAUUCCCGUAUUUGCCGAAUCCAUUAUGAGAAGUCACGCCAUCCUUCAGAAAAAGAACGUUGAUCUCCUUAAUAUCAUCACAACUAACGACCCCAAAAUAUUCGAUAACAUUCUUCAUUCUUUCAUAGGAAUCGCGGCUGUACAGAUUGCUUUAACAGAUGUACUGCGCACUGUGGGGGUGGUUCCAGAUGGUAUAAUUGGGCAUUCGGUGGGUGAAUUGGGAUGCGCCUAUGCUGAUGGGUGUUUGACAGCAGAACAGAUGAUCCUCGCUGCCUAUGCAAGAGGAAGAGCGUCCCUAGAAGCCGAACUUAUUCCAGGGAUGAUGGCUGCAGUGGGAAUUGGGUAUCAAGAAAUCAAGAGCCAGUGUCCACCAACAGUAGAGGUGGCAUGUCACAAUGGUCCUGAAAGUUGCACCAUAUCAGGACCAACAAAGGACAUGGAAGAUUUCGUGGCACAAUUGAAAGAAAGGGGUGUCUUUGCCAGGCUGGUUAAUGUUGCCAACAUCGCUUAUCACAGUAGAUACAUAAAACCUGCCGCUCCGUUUCUUUUGAAGUAUCUCAAGGAGAUCAUUCCAAUUGCAUCCCCACGAUCUUCAAAAUGGAUCAGUACAUCUAUACCUGAAGACAGAUGGGAUAGUGAUUUAGCGAAAACCUCUUCAGCUGAGUAUCAUACUAACAACUUACUUAGUUCAGUUUUGUUUGAGGAAGGAUCAAAACAUUUUCCAAAAGACGCCAUUGUCAUAGAAAUAGCUCCCCAUGGACUUCUACAAGCCAUUCUCAAACGGUCUCUGCCACCAGAAUGUACAAAUAUCGCUUUGACUCAAAGGGGACACAGGAGCAACGUUGAAUUCUUAUUGUCAGGCCUUGGAAGAAUGUUUAUUAGUGGAAUUGAUAAUAUGAGAGUUUCUGCGUUAUAUCCAAAAAUUGAGUAUCCAAUUGGACGAGGAACUCCUUCUCUAACGUCUAUUGUUCAUUGGGAACACAGCGAAGAAUGGAGAACUGGAAACGAAGAUAAACUGAAUUACCUCGUCAGUGUGAAAGACAUCCAAGUGUCCCUUAACACCGAAGAAUUCAAGGACUACGCUGGACACAAGCUGGACAGUAGAGUCAUCCUACCACCUUCAUUGUACUUGAUGAUCGUCUAUAAAAUGUUGAUUGACGAAUUCCACAAAUGCGAAGAUUUUGUGUUUCAAAAUCUUCAUUUUAAAAAAGUCCUUAGCAUUCCAACAAUCGGGCACGUACCCUUGUCCGCUAUGGUACAGAAGGGCAGUGGCGAAUUUGAAGUCAUAAGUGAAGAUGAGAUCAUAGUAUCCGGAGUCAUCAAAACUCCAGAGACAGGAAGCAAUGUUUUAUUAGAACUACCAUCGCUUGAAAUUGGCGAGGAAGCUUAUCAGCUAAGUUCUAAAGACUUUUAUCAGGAAUAUUAUCACAGGGGUUGCCAGUAUUCUGGGGUGUACAAAUCCAUAAAGUCAUUAACUAUUACGAACGAAGGUUCUGUUGCUGAUGUUAAAUGGUGUGAUAAUUGGGCGAUAUUUUUCGAUUUAAUGUUGCAACAGUUCUUCUUUCACGCCGGGGAACGUAAACAAGAUAUUAUGGUUCCAAGCCAUAUCCAGCGUCUUGCAGUGUCCAUUCCUCAGAUGCCUAGUUCAGAAGAUACAAAGGUCAAUUUCAAUGCAUCAACUGGCUUAAUUUAUUCUGAUGGCAUUCAGAUAAGUGGAGUCAGAAGUACACCCCUUCCAAGGGCACCAAAAGCUGUUUUGUAUAACUGCAUUGAGUUUGUACCAUUUUUCAAUAAAAAAUACCAGUCAUGGGAAAAUGUGAUUAAUUUCAUAAUUCAGACCAUAACUUUAGUCCCAGGCUACGAGGACAUCAGAAGCCUUUCGGUGGUAGAAGUUACGACUGAAGAUGAAAAUAUUGUUGAUAAAAUAAAAAGCACGAUGACCAAAUACAGGGACAUUAACGCUACGUACUCAAUAGUAGAAAAUCCGAAGUCGAUUGUAGCUUCGCAAAGCGAUCCCCUAUUUGUGGUGUCCGAUAAAGAGUUUGACUCAGACAUAGCCGAUUAUCUAGCCGAUUCACAUGCAUUUGUACUGACACACUCAAAUGAUCAAAUUGCUUCAUAUCCACACAUAGUUGAAGUAUCACGGUUUGAAUUUAACAACAGAAACUAUUCACUGAUCAGAAAGGCUGUUAACACCACAGCAGUAAUGGUUAAUGUUCACGGUGACACUUUAACAUCCAAAGACUUAGCCAGGAAUAAUUUACAAUGGGUCAUGCAAUUUAGAAACACUUUGGAAAAUCUUCAGCCCAAGCAAAGGCUGUACCUGGUUUCAAAUGUUAGUCCAUACGAGGGUAUUAACAACUUUGUCCGAGAUGUUCAAAAACAAUUCCAAAAUUCGGAAUUGUUAAGGUUCAUAUUUCUACUUGAUAAAGAAAAGGUCACAUUUGAUGAUUCUAAACCGAUGUUCAAAAGUAUACUGAAGCAUGACCUGGUUCUUACAGUCAUAAGUGAUGGUAAGAUUGGUAGUUACCUGUCCAUUCCUACAGAACUUCGCGAAGACGCUGCACAAGUACUCUAUUCCACUGGGAACGUUAUUUCUAAUAACCGUAUUCGAUAUAUUGGGUUGAACCUGAAAGACGAAUCUCUGAAUCCUGACAAAAAACCAGAACUGGGAGUUAUCGACUUUUCCGGUGUAAACAAUGCAAAUCAACCUAUUAUGGGCUUAGCGUGUAUUGACAAGAGUUCGUAUCAAGUAAUUCCCGACUCUGUACUUUCCUUUAACGUGCCAAACGACUGGAAUUUGGAGGAUGCUGCAGCUGUUCCCUCUUCGUAUGUCAUGGCUUACUAUUGUUUGAUGAAGAAAGCAAGGGUUUCACCUGGAGACAAUGUACUCAUUCAUUCCGCAUGUACAGGUAUCGGUUUUGCCUGUGUUUCUGUUGCUCUUAGCAUUGGAUGCAAAGUUUUUGUUACGGUUGCGACGGACGAACAGAAGACCUAUGUUUUACAGAAAUUUAAAAGGCUUACUCAUGGGAAUGUAUACAGUAGUGUAACUGCGGAAUUCGAACCUUUAUUCUUGUUAGCAACACAAGGGAAGGGUGCUCAAGUGGUUAUUAAUAAUUUAUCGGGAAGAUUGUUUGAAGCGUCGUUGAGAUGUUUUGGUACGUAUGGAAGAUUCAUCCAACUGGGCCAGUACGACAUGGAACAAAAUGGGACGUUGGGGUUGGGAAUUUUCAUGAAAAGCGUAAGUUUCUACAGUGUCUCCCCCGAGUCAAUAUUCCAAUGUUCAAUUGAAGAAAAACGGUCUAUUGCCAACCUCGUUCAAAAAGGUAUUGAUAAUUUUGUGGUGAGACGUUUGGUUAAAACAGUCUACGAUAAAUUUGAUGCCGAAAAGCUCUUAAGUGAUUUGAAUGAUAAAGGAAAUAUUACCAGAAAAAUCAUUCAAUUGACUCACAAUAUUCCUCUAGGAGAACUUAACACAGACAAAAAGACCAAAUUCUUCUGCGACAGCCGGUCAUCGUAUCUCAUAAUCGGUGGCAAUGCAGAGUCUUGGAUUGACAUGGCAGAAUGGCUUGUGCUACGAGGAGCCAAAAAAAUUAUAGCAGCAUCCGAGUCAAGACCCCAACAGUCCAGUUUAACAAGGCGACUAACACUUUUACAGUCGUUUUACAAUGCUGACAUUAUUCACGCACCAUUUAAAGCUCAUACCAGAGACUCUGCGAUGGAACUCAUUUCCGAAGUAUUCAUGUUAGGCCCCAUCCAUGCGGUGUUCUUGUUACCAACUAAUUCUGAUCAACUUCGAAAUUCUGAUAUAAAGUCAGUCCAGUACAUCGAUGCUGCAUUAAAAACAAAAGCACCGAAGACUUUGUUUGUGAAUUUGAUGAAAGAGGUCACUGGGGUAUGUCAGAAUCGGUCAGAAGCCGGAUUUCCGACGUGCACGGUUGAGUGGCAACAAGGAAUCCAGUUUUCCGAUAUUCUGGAUGAUUUGGACGACAUCCUCAGUUAUCGUUCCAACUACAUUUAUGUUAAAAACAACGAAAUUAAUGAACUGUUUGAAGAAAGCAAUCAGAUGCUGUACAAAAAGUUGAAUAAUAUGUUGCCCGCUACAAUUGAAGAUCUGAGACUGCAAGCUUUCCAGGCAUCAGUGAAACCGACUUUCAUCCAGUUGUCGUCCAAGAGUCCCCUGAAGACUCCCGAGUUACCACCCGUUUUCAUAGUCCCAGGACUGCUUCCGAAAAGAUACGUUGAAAAUUUAGCCGGGAAUCUCCUAAACCCGGUCUAUUGUGCGGACUUUUCAAUUAACAGUAUAAAAAUAAGGGACGUUUCUCUUCGUCUGGCUGACAAAAUGGAAAAUAUUUUACCAAAUGGACCUUUCAACAUCGUUGCUGUAUCGUGGGGUGGUGCUAUAGCUACGGAAAUAGCAAUAACGUUAGAAAAACGAGGUCACACAACCCAAUUAUACUAUUUGGACGGGGCCCCAGAAACCAUACAAUCCACGCUUAGGUUAUUGGGAUCGGGUGUUAAGAAGGACAUCGCACUACUUACGAGAUAUUUAAAAAUAAAUGCUGAGAUUUAUAAUAAACUGGAGCGGCUAUCAGACUGGGACAGUCGUCUUCAAUUGGUACUAGAUUCCCUACAAUAUACGGAAGAGGGCAAGACAUUCCUUAAGAGAGUACUGACGGUGCUAAAGAAUCGAAUAGACGAACUUCUCGAUUACAAUUUUAACCAUGACAAAAUGAUUACUGGAAGAAUCUUUUUGUUGAGGCCUACAGGAUCAAGCAAAUACGAUAAUUGUGGUUUGUCCAAGAUUUGCGACCAAGCAAUCAGCAUUUUAAUAGUGAAGGGCAAUCACACAAGCAUCCUUCAAAGUCAAGAAACAGCAGAUAUAAUUAAUGAACGUGUAAAGUGUUAAUUAUCAAUAAAAGAUGAAAAAGUGCAACU